AUUUGGUCCCUUAGUUAACUUACACAUCUGCACUGAAACACUGCGAUACGCAGGAGUGAGUUCAAGAUGGCAACUGUCCCGCUUCCACGUCUGAUAAACUUCUCAUUGGCAUUAUUUCUGGGUGUGACCACUUUAAGCGGACUGAACUUAAGGCUUUCAGCAAUGGCGCAGGUAGCGUCCAAUAACCAGACAACACAACCCUCCACUGUACCUGUGGCAGCAGUGCCAACGCCCACGCCUGAGGCGGAGGACCGAAUGGAUCCAAUGGGCAGGAACCGCUGCUGGGGGUACUAUGACGUCAUGGGCCAGUGGGACCCUCCCUUCAACUGUAAUGCAGGUGUCUACAUGUUUUGUUGUGGCUCCUGCUUCUAUCGUUUUUGCUGCCAGUACAAAGUCCAGAGUUUGGACCAGACUUCCUGUUCUAAUUAUGACACACCUGUGUGGGCUAACACCGGACGACCGGCCGCAGCCGUUACAGAGGUCCACCAGGAACCAGACCGGGAUCGGACCCACAUGAUUGUGUACAUAAUCUGUGGAGUAGUGGCCAUCAUGGUGCUGGUUGGGAUUUUCACAAAACUUGGACUAGAGAAGAGUCAAGGAGGACAAACGGACAUGACUAACUCCAGAACUCUGACGGAGCUGCUGAAGCAGCCGGGGGAGGCAGGUGUUGUAGAUGGAGCUGGAGUUCAUCAUCCUAUUGGAACCAAUGGCAUCACUGGCAGGACUCUACGCUCCAACAAUGCAUUAGAUCACAACCAUCUGAACAAUGCAGCUUUACCUCCCCUGGGUCCAGCCAUGGCUUUGUCUCACCCCCAUAAUAACUUGGGAAUUGGCUUCAACAAGUACGCCUCGCUCAAGACUCUUGACACAGGUGCAAGGGACUAUUACAAGAGUUACCCAAUGGUAAAUUACACCCAUCGCCAGUCUCCGCCCACCUUCCAACCCGUCAACUUCCAUCCAAAGGACAAGCCCUUCCUCCCACCGCCCGAUGUCCAUGCACCUCUGGCCAUCACCAUCAACGCCUCCCAGGUCCCCAAACCUAAGAUCUCCAAGACCAACACCCAUCCACUCACGUCGAGCUCGGCCUUUAAAGUCUGGGAUCCCAGUAAAAGCCACAUUCAGCACCCGACGGCGGUGCACAUCGGCAUUGGGGGGCAACAGCAUCACCCUAUCCAGCAGCACCAGCCAUUGCAUCAGCAAAACAGCCGGCGUCAGGCCUACUCCAACAAGAGGCAGUUCAGCAUCGAGACACUGCCUGAGCUCUUUUCGCAGCCUCUGGGCUACGGCCACUCUCCUCACAUGCACCCCAAGCACAAGGGACUGCCCACCAACAGUAAGACAGAGGUGACGGUGUGAACAUAGAGGCAAAAACACACAGGUGAAGGUGUGGAUAAAAAAGAGCAGAGUGGAAGGGAAACUCUUUGAUAUCGUUUAUAUCCAAAGCUAAAACUAGUCUGUGGAUGCAAAGAAAUAUCAUAGCUGAAGUUUUGUAACUCUGCAUUUUAUUCAUCAUUGUGGAAUUCGGGAGUAAUGAUUGUGUAAUCCGUGAAACGGAAUCCAGGCAGAAAAACUGCGAAGGACUGGAUAGGCCAGUUGUUAUGACUUCUUGAACCUGCAGCUUUUCUUAAAAAAGCUGCGUUGGUCCACCUCUCCAGUUCAUCUCUUCUCAGCCCCCUUGCAACUUAACAAUAUUCUGCACUGCUGCACCACUCCAACAAACACUAGAACUUUUUUAUCCUGCAACCUCUAACUCUGAGGCUGGUUGCAAAAUCACUUCCCCCUAAGACGUUAGCUUCCCAUCAGCAGACAGUAGGAUUGUUCUGUCAGCCCUCAUUGCCCUCAAGCCCUUAGAAAAGAGAGAUAUCAGCCCAACAAUUCAUACCAGAGAAGAAAAAAGGCAGUGUGGGAAGGAUUCAUUUUAUUCCAGAGGCAAAUGUGAUAAGACAGAUGUGAAAAAAACACACACAUAAUCACAUCUGCACACACAACUGCACGCUUGUCAAAAACUUCAGAGGGUCUCAGGCACUGUCAAAGGCCACCGGCAACCCCAAGCGUCUCCCAUCUUGUCAGAGAUAGAUAAACACGCAUGCUUGUUCCAGCAAACUAAUUCUUUAAGACUAGAAAAAUGAACAUGCAAGCCGUCUUGGUGUUAGUUGGACAUGUUGAUCUGUCUCUUCCACUGCUCUACAAAGUUUUGAAGCACCAAGAAUUUUUAUGCCAAAAAAAGGGCCAGAGCAGCCCUAAUAUCCCAAAAGAUCAUUACAAAGUUCUUUUGCAGUUGCACAAAAACAUCAAGCAACUGUCAGCUGUAUAUCUGAUGUAUGAAUAAGGAUCGUGCAUGUCCUCUGAGAUUGUUAUUUUCAGCUCCAUGCAUUUACCAAGCUCAUCAACUCAUCCGUGGAGUCUUUCCUGUUGUAGGGAAGCAUUGAUGCACGCAGGACCAGUUUCUCCCAGCAUGGCUGUUCCCAAAUACAACCGUUUGAUUCAUGCGUCUGGAGCUGCUGCCUUGCAGCUUCCUUUACUUACUCUUAAUUUAACGCUUCGCCAUAACAAGAGAAGGACUGCCAGCACUUAAAAACAGCAUUGAUGUAAUCCUUAAUUUUGAUGCACACAGCUAACAAAAGGAAACGUGGCAUAACAUACCAGAAAUACACCAAUCAUAAUAAACAUCUACACAAUAUGUUUUCCUUUUUUUAUACAGAAGGUUAAGAGUCAUUAAAUUCAAUAAAGAAAAAACCACCAUAUUCAAUAUUUGUUUCAAAAUGUUCAACAAAUGGAUUAAUCUCUUAAAACAAACAAUACAUCGAAAAUACCCCAACUUUGAAAACAUAUAUUUUUAAAUGCAUGGAGAAACAUUGUUUUCUUAUAUAAAUGUUUAUUUUGUUUAAAACCUUCAAAUCUUUCACUUCACAUUUCUUUUUUUCUGGGGUCAACACAGUAGUUUAAAUGGCUAUUCUCACUUCAUAGUGAGUGGGCAGGGCCAACUGCAAGUAACCUUGCCUAUUUUUGGUUAGAAGUUGAUUCAUUUGGAACUGUGUGGUGUCUGAUACAACUUUUUCUUAUUUAAUGAUGUAAAAGAAUAACCCAAUAGUAUUGCCGGUUGUAGCAGCAGCAAUUAAAAAGAACUAACACCAAAAUCUUUUUGCAAAAACAAGAAAAACCGUGUUGUGCAUUAUUCAUAGACCAAACAUGCAGGCCGCAAAAUGCCACGUUUCCUCCUCAUUUCAACAUUCCAGGUAUAACUAAAAACUUACAUUUGAAUUUUUUAGAUUCAAUUCAUAAUUGAAAUAUACAUUAAUAGGGUAAGUCACUCUUAAGACAUGUGUAACCCUUUUUUUUUAACUUUCUAAUUUUGAUUAACAGUAGAGUCUAACUUGAAUAUUUGCUGUCGUAAAAACUCUUGAUUUUUAAUUAAUAUAAUGAAUAACAUUCGUCAUGUUUUCCUGGAUGUGCUGUAGAUCCAUAUUCUACAGGACAUAAUGACCAUCCCUGGGGCUCAUUCCUUCUUUUAGGACUAUUAUGUGAAUUAUUUAUCAAGAUCCCAUGACACGUUGUGCUUUAGGAGGAGAUGUGUGUGUGCACCACAUUAACUGUAGUUAGAAUGUGAUACCCCUCAUCAUAAACAUCACUAUAAGGCAGCAGUGCAACAGGCUGGACAUUACGUUAGCUCAACUGACAGCUAAACCUGGAAAUGAAACAAGGUUUGUCAAAAUAUGCAUUGUUUUGAUCAAAACUUGAGUUUUAGACAUGCUUCCAUAUUUCCUUUUUGUAAAAAGAAAAAAAAUGUAUAAGAAAAGUGAGAUACUUUUGGGUUGCACAGAGGUAUAGUGGUUAGCACCCUCACUUCCUGGUUAGAAUCCUGGCUGGGUCCUUUUUCUGUAGAGUUUGCAUGUUCUCCUCGCACAUACGUGGGUUUUCUCCAGGCUCUCCAGUUUCCUCCUACAGUCUAAAAACAUUUUUCAUGGUUUAAUUGGUGACUAAAUUGUCCCUAGGUGUGACUGUGAUUGUGUGGUCCUGCGAAAGACUGGAUAACAGUUCAGGGUUGGGUUGGCUCAAGCUGCCCAUGACCAGAAAAGUGAUUCAACGGGUUACAAAGAUGGGUGACAGGCAUCUUUGCCCUGAUAUGCAUAUAGCUGAAGUAAAGUGUUAUUAUUGUACAGUAAGAAAGUGCCGGAGCAAAAAACACAAACAAACUGACUCGACACAGAACCAGUUGGAAUUAUUAUUAUUAUUUGCACAGUGUAAAAGUUGCUGUGGUUACAGUAAACGGCCUUAAUGGUCAAAGAAGUAUGGUAUGGUCUCUUCUGUGCUUAAAACAGAGCAGGGCACCCUUACAAAUGUGCCACUCUUACGUCCACACACAUGCAGGUCUAGUACUGGAUGGUGCCUAGACCUGCAUGUGCCUAGAAGUAUGAAAGACUGUGAAAAAUCCCUGCAUGUAGCAGUCACAAAAGACAGCCAAUCACAGACAUGAACAUGAAAGUUGAUAUCUGUGACUGACUGGCUUCAAAAGUAAAUUAGUUUUGUUUGCAGGUAAUUUUUGAGUUUCAAGUGCAAAAUAAUUUUUUGAGCAGACAAAAUUUUGAAAGUUUUACGUUGAGUUUGGAAUAAUGGCAGAGAAAACAGUCCAUAGUUCAUUAGAUGCUGGAUUUUAGGCUGGUUCAAUCUCCAUUAGUAGCAAAGCCUUUUCCUUACCCAAAUUACCUGAGUCUUGUUUCCAGUUUAUCCCCCUGGUCAAACUUUUUACCCAUCACCUGUGCAAAAACAUGGGUGAAUGGUGGUUGUGCCUACACAAGGAGAUGAACAGUGUGAUCCUACCCGGAUCCAACCACAGCUUCACUUUUUCCUACUAUCUCAGCAAUCAGUUUUCAGAACACGCUUUCUCCUUCAAAUAUUUUCAAUCAAAAAAGAAGCCCCAUGACUCCAAAAGAGAUUCAACAGGUUAAGAAGAUGGAUGGUUGAAAAAAAAAGUAAGCAAAGGGGAUAAAAACCUCUCCAAGAACCUCUGGAGUUAGAUUUAUCAUGGAUUAUAAAAUAAUCUGAUCACAAAAGAGAUUGUUCUUAUUCUACUAACAGUGCAAAAUAAAAAACCUUGCUUCUGUAUUUACAAGCCUCUAAUCUGUAUUUGUGGACAUUAAAAGAAACUUAGACUGCAACUUUAGGUAGCAUUAAAGAGUCAAUCCACUAUUGUUAGUGCUUUUUUACCUUUCUUGCCUUGAGACAAGAUUUUUUGUUUUUCUCCCAAGCAAAUAGAUUUUUUUCUGACAAAUUCUUGAGGUCCUCUUGACAUUUCUCAGAGCAGAGGGAGUCAUUCAAUACUUUAAAUCUGGAUUUAGAAAAAAUGUAAAGAGUUGUUGCCAUGAUCAAAUUCCCAAAAAAUAUCCCUUUAUAUUAAUGUCUCUCUUUUGACAUGUGAUCGGUUUAUUGUUUAAUCUGGAUUAAAGGUUUGUGAAAACCUUAAAAAAUGUAUUAACUUUUAUUAGAAAUCCAAAUAGAUUUUUAAUCUGAUCGUACCUGAAUUCUGGUCUUUAAGGAAAAAUGCUUUGUAGCAUUUAAUAUGUUUCUGAUUGAAUUCCCCUUCAUUUGCUAUCAUGGGGUCAGCAGAUUUGCCGCAGUGCUUUAGCCCAACACAUCAGUGAGGGGAGCCGCGUCUAGCUUCCCCACUUUACCAAAGUCAUGAGUGAUUUAGCCCCAUUUUUCCAUCUCCAUUCUCCCUCUGUCAAUCCUUCUGUCCCUCAAGCUCGUUUAUUUUUAAUAUUUUUUGUAGACUUUCUUUCACCAGCUGAUCCCUCAGCCUCACAUUUAUGAAAGGGUGAGCUGUGGCCUCCAAGCAUUUACAUUUGUGACCCAAGACUCUAAGCUGUUAUAAACCAUGAAAGCCUCUGCAUGUCCUCCUAGUGUGCAAGUAAGAGCGUCUUAGGAGGGAGCUAUAAUUAAUGACAGAGUCAGGGAAAGCAAGGCAGUGGAUGGAUUUACUCUCUACUGCAUUCUUUACACACAAGCAUUUUUACAUUCCUGCAUGCGGACAGACACACAGACAGCCGCAUGUUUUUUUCCUGCACAUUUUUCAUAUCUGAUAGGGAUGAAUGAAAAUAUCGGCGUUAGCUUUAACAUGACUCUUUUUUUCUUCAUGCAAGUGGAAGAUGAUUUUCCAGGGAAAAGUCUGCAUCUUACUUUAAUGAAGAUGCGACAGAACCGAAUGGAGUAAAACUUUAACAAGUGUGAAUAAAUUAGGGAAUAUAAUGCUUGAUUGUCAUGCUGCACUGGCUUUUCCCCUCUCCAGAAUGUGGAUAAACCUGUCAGGUGGGGGUUUGGAGUGGGACUGGAGAGCUGGGACAUGCCCGGUAUGAAUAUGCAUCAGGCGCAUUUGUGCUUGUUGUUCCACUGCAUAGUUUUUAAAGCUGCAGCAGGGUUCUCCUCUUGUCGCAGUUGUUUUUUCUCACGCCUCCACUUUGGUAGGUCAUUUUGUAUUUUUUUGGGCCUCUAAAAUCCCCAUCAAGCAUUUUACAUGCUUUAAACAUGUUCUUGGGGAAAUUUUCUGAUGCUGGAGGACAUCAUCAAAGAACAUUUACAAUAAUUCUUUAUACAAAUCAAUGUGAAUCAGGAACAGAGGAAAAAAUGUCAUUGGAAAAAGAGCAUAUUUGUGACAUAGAAAACUAUCCUGCUGGGUAGCUCCGUUAUUAUUCCCAUUUUUGUUGCACCGGUAAUAUCAGGUUGGGGAUGUGAGGGGCUGUUAAUGGGCUGAUUAUGGGAAGUGUGUGUGUGUGUGUGGGAGGGGGGGGGGGAUUAUUUCGCUCCAAUAGUCCCGCCCACAACUCAGAGGUGAAUUUCUAAUGAACUCCUGCUGCUCUGCAGAAACUAUAUUCUAGAAAACGGCACAGGUCUUUUGACUCUGGCUAAAAACGGCAUAAUCAUAAUUAAAAGACCACUGAACGCAUUGAAAUAGAUUAAAAGAUGAUUGGAGUGGGAAUUUAAACCCUAUUAACAAAGUACAAGUAAGUAAACCAGCAAUAUGCUUCAGAAAAGCAAUAAACUUCAUUGGUUUCCCAGAGUUCAAGGGGGCUGAAACUGAUAAGAGAGGUUCUAAAGAGAGGGAAGACGAAGAAAAAAAAGACUGGGGUUUGCAUGGACACACUUGAUAUCACAAUGGCUGUUUUUCAUUCUGAUUUGUUCGUGUUAACCGAAUGCAUCCAUUCAGGGUUUUAUCUCUUUGAUAUAUUUGAACGUCCAGCUUUCAGGAGAGUGAUGCUGGAGAAAGGAGUCCCUCUGAUGGGAGCAGUUUCUCGCUGAAAGCUGGACUCUACUGUUCUCUUUUUCACAACUGCAGACCUCACAGGUUCUGAUGCAAGAACUAGCAUCAGAAACUGGGAUGACAUGGACCGAAUCAGCAUUGGGAUUUACAGUUAAGGAGAAAAAAUCAUCCGGAUAAACAAAGCUGAAGGGCCCUCUGGAUUUCUGAAGAUUUGAAGUGAGCACUCCAACAGAGAGACUUUUUUUCUGAGUUUGGGAGCCACGUUUAAAAGAAACACAUUGAGAGUUUUUAUUAUUUUCCCAUGUUUGAGAAGAACCAAGGGACUUGUUUUUCGAAGACUGAAGGAAACUGCAGGUGGAGUUGAUUUUAUUGGACUGAAAAACCUUUGCCGUCGUUUUGGACACUGAAAACGCUUGAACACAUGCACGAAUUUAGGACGUAAGAGUACCCAGAGGCAAAAGUUGUAGCCUGCAAAACCCCUGCUGUGUGGCCUCAAACAGGACCAAAAGCCUUGAAUCAGGAGAAAAUGAGUCCAUUCAACCGAUGCGUCAAAUCGCCACUUUAGAAUGGCUUUACUCAAUCUCUUAUGAUAACCAACAGACUAUGGCUCCGCCCAUUUUUUCUCAGAGUGAAUUGACUGUUUGAAAAAAAAAAAUCCACAAUGCAAGUAUUCUACCGAAGGUUAUCUGUAUGCAACCGGGUAGAUAUACUUGAGCUUUCACGAUCCUUAGCAAUAUAUAGAUCAUGGUAAAUGUAUUCUUUGUCUUCUGUCAGUUUUUGUACGGUGUUUUUCAAUGCUUGUCAAAAACAUUUACGAAAAAACAAAAAAAAUGCAGACUGAAAAUAAAAAAGUGCUUCCAGAUUUUUGACUCAUGGCUGCACAUCCUUCAACUCCAAAGAUCAUCGACGGUCUUUUAAAUUUCAUCAUAUAUAUGAGGCUUGUGAUCUUCCCACUUAACAUUUGUAUGCACUCACGUAUUUAUUGGUGAAAUUUAUUGCAUUGUAUUCCAGUAUUUGCCGACACGUUACCUGAAGACUGAGGAGGGACUGGAUGGUUUCCUGUACAGCUUUUGCACUUGCAAAAUAUUGAAAAAAAAAAUUCAUGUAUUGUUUCAUGAUAUUUUACAACAGGCGGCAAUAGGCUGCUUUGAAUUGCUAUGUCCUACUAUAUGUAUGCUAUACCAUUUGUCUGCUGUGAAAUUUGUUGACUCAGCUUAUAUAAGGGCUUUUUAUAGAUUAAAAAAAGCAGACUGGGGGAUCUGACUGCACUCAAAUUUCGCAACAGGUUUUCUUUUGUUUUGUAGGGUUGAAGGGUUCAGACUUAACUGCUGUGUAAUAAAGUUUUGACUGACUUGCUGAAAUGUCUAUAGGCACUCACAUCGCAUUGGCCCAUGUGUCCUGUUGGAAUAAAUCUUUCGAGAAAAUA
This is a messenger RNA of Oryzias latipes (Japanese medaka), 8678 nucleotides long. RefSeq names its product protein shisa-8. Gene Ontology annotation, biological process: regulation of short-term neuronal synaptic plasticity; regulation of AMPA receptor activity. Lineage: Eukaryota; Metazoa; Chordata; Actinopteri; Beloniformes; Adrianichthyidae. Gene Ontology annotation, cellular component: postsynaptic density; AMPA glutamate receptor complex; dendritic spine membrane. The record is from RefSeq and is a predicted model, not a curated record.